Messenger RNA from Limanda limanda (common dab), 1077 nucleotides. It is a transcript of the gene vstm4a, whose product is annotated as V-set and transmembrane domain containing 4a. Bases 4 to 1077 code for a protein of 357 amino acids. The record is from RefSeq and is a predicted model, not a curated record. The transcript has 8 exons. NCBI's taxonomy places the organism in Eukaryota, Metazoa, Chordata, Actinopteri, Pleuronectiformes, Pleuronectidae.
AAAAUGUACUUCUCUAUAGUGGUCCUUGUCCUGACUAAGGCGCUGGUCACAGAUGUAUGUCACGCUCUCAAUGUGACACUGACCCCAGGACCUGUUGUCAUGGUAACAGAGAAAGACAACGUGACCCUGUCCUGCCUGGUAUCUCACAGGAAGAGGAGCAGCAGUGUUCUCAUCCUUCGCUGGUUCUUCUCACCUCUUGCUGCUCCGACUCUCCUACCUCCUCCAUCCUCUCCAUCCUCCUCCUCCCCCCCAGCCCUGGACCCCACUCAAUUUCUGAUCGUGAAGAUGGGCAUAAAGAAAAUGAAGCUGUACGGUAACUACACCCGUCAUUUCCCCCAGCCAAAGUUCCGCCUGUACGAGGAGGCGGAGGGGGAGCUGUAUCGGUUGCGGAUCUUCAGCGUGGCAGGGGCGGAUCAGGGGUUCUACACCUGCAAGGUUCAGGAGAUCCGCAAAUUCAGAAACACGUGGAGAUCAUCGUCCAAUGGUACCAGCACCACACAGCUCACAGUGCACUUUACUCUGGAGGACGGCAGCAGUGAGGGACUGUGGCGUUUAUUUGCAGAUGUGUAUCUGUGCGCUGUGCUGAUCUGCUCACUGGGCCUGUUGUCCAUCUUCCUGUUCACUCUGGUUCUCACGUGCCAGUACUUUCACAGACGACACAGGCUCAAAGCCAGUUAUCUGCUGGUCAAGUGUCCAGAAAGCAGCUCAGGAGAGACUGUGACCAGCUCCAGCAGUUCCUCCAGCUACUCCCCACGAGCGCAGAGGAAAGACACCAGACGGAAACCUGACAGAAGAGUCCCAGUAACGCCACCUAAACUACCUGUAGAGCCUCCACCGCACAUACCAGCCAAAGUGCCUGUUGCUGCAAAGAGACCUCAAAAGCCCAGAAGGUUAAAGACUCAGCCGAGGAGAUCUGCCGCUCCUCGAGUAUCACAGGAGGACAGUCUGACAUAUGCAGAACUGGAGCUGGUUCGACCGAGGCCGGAGCCCCAGGCCUCCUCCGCCACACCGGACCCCGACCCCUCAAGCCCGGACACUGUGUACGCUCAGAUCUUCUUCCAGGAGAAGCAGCUGUAA